AUGCGAGGUAAAUUAAUUGUGCUACCAUCGACAUUAAGACAAAGAGCGAUCGAUUUGGCACACAAUGAUGCGCAUCAGGGUAUGGUGAGGACCAAGCAAAGACUUAAAGCUGUAUACUGGUGGCCGGCCAUGGACCGCAUGAUCGAAGAAGCGAUCUCAGGAUGCCACGUAUGUGCCAACAGUGAUCGGACAACAAAACGUCGCGCAGCGCCGAUGGAGCCGACAGCAUUGCCAUCAGAACCAUGGGAGAGACUCGCGGUGGACAUCAUAGGACCGGACGGCUCGUUGGGAGUCCAGAAUCGAUUUGCAGUCGUAAUCAUCGAUUACUACUCCAAGUGGGCAGAGGUAGAACUUAUGUCAGAGGUGUCGGCGGCUCACGUGGUGGAGAUGUUCAGACGCCUGUUUUACAGAGAGGGAAUCCCACGAUACAUCGUAAGCGAUAACGGUGUACAAUUCAUCAGCAGGGAGUUCCAGAAUAUGUUAACGGAAUUCCGAAUACAGCACGUGAAAACCCCGCUGUACCACCCCAUGGCAAACGGACUGUGCGAACGGUUCAAUCGCACGUUGGGAGGGUUCUUCGAAACAGCCAAGGCAACCAACAAAAACAUCCGGCUGGGACUGCGAGAGAUGAUAGGAGCAUACAACGCGACGCCACAAGCAACCACAGGCAAAUCGCCAGCAGAGCUCCUGCAUGGACGUAGGAUGAGAACCCGGGUAGACGUGAUCGGACGACACAUGGAACGCGAGAAAAGUGAUCAGACGCUGCGAAAGCAAGUACUGGAAAAACAGAAUAACCAGAAAACGUACGCAGAUAAUCGAAGAGCGGCGAAAGAAGUCUCAUUCGGGUCGGGCGAUUGGGUGAGAAUCCGAAAAGCGACAGCGGCGAAGGGGGAAAGCAAGUACACGACACCGGUGCAG
This is a messenger RNA of Galendromus occidentalis (western predatory mite), 918 nucleotides long. RefSeq lists its product as uncharacterized. The transcript has a single exon. The record is from RefSeq and is a predicted model, not a curated record. Gene Ontology annotation, molecular function: nucleic acid binding. Gene Ontology annotation, biological process: DNA integration. The annotation marks the transcript as partial. Lineage: Eukaryota; Metazoa; Arthropoda; Arachnida; Mesostigmata; Phytoseiidae.